Molecule: messenger RNA, 13195 nt
Organism: Schistocerca serialis cubense
Lineage: Eukaryota; Metazoa; Arthropoda; Insecta; Orthoptera; Acrididae
Exons: 12
Coding region: 110-9067 (2985 amino acids)
Molecular function (GO): protein binding
Source: RefSeq, a predicted model, not a curated record
GAGAUGUUAAGGAUGUGAGGGUGUUGGUUUAUAGCGACAAGUAGGGCACAGCAUGUCGGCCAAUGUUGAAGGUGGUGGGAAGUGGAGCUGAGAGCGAGAGUCAUGCCUCAUGGCAGGAGAGGCUGCCUCUAGGAAGUCUCUCACUGUAGCAUUCCAGAAGAGGCAGGACCUUGAGCUACGUAAGCUGAGAGAGCACCUGCAUGAACAGUUGCAGCGAGAUAUAGCAAGGAUCUACAGCAAUUCAUUAUAUUGUGAUUUGGAACUGGUGUUUAACACUACUACUAUACAUACACACAGCAGUAUUUUAAAAGUGCGUGCUGAAAAAUUUUUCUCAAAGCUGCGCGCCAUUCCUUCUUUAACGUCCUUGCAGGAUGGUUUGCAGUCAGUAUAUUUUGAGAAGAGAUCUGUGGAAUGCAUAAAAAGCUUCAUAAGGGAUAUUUAUUCAAAAUGCACAGUUACUGAGGAGGAGAAAGAUGCAGUUCGGUGCUUAGAAGAAAUAAGUGAUCAGGUUCAUGGUAACACCCAAACAUUCAAAAGGAAUAAUAGUUUUGAUACUGUUUUGAGCCCUGAAUCUGACAUUUUUCUAACACCAAAUUGUUCCCCCUCUGAAUUGUAUCCACAGAGUGGAAACCAAAAGCCUGUUGCCUCAUUUGUUUUAGAUGGAAGUUAUCUGAAAACUGUUGAAUCAAAACAAGAUAAAUCGAUUAUAAACCUUCACAAAACAAAUCAGUCAUACUAUUCUAUUGUUCCAGUGGAUGAAAUUUUUGUUUGCUCAGAUUCUGUACCAAAACAGCAAUGUACAAUUUUGGAAAAAGAACUUGAAGAACAAGAUGAGCUACUGAAGUCUUUUCAGUCUAUUAAGUCUAAAGAAAAUAACAAAAAUACUACCAGAAAAUUAAAAAAACCAACUACUUUGCCAUUCUUAUCUAGUCAUUUAACCAAAAAGCAAAAGCGUGGUUGUGAUUCUAAUAGUAGAGAGCAGUUUUUAAAAAAUAGCAAACGUGUCAUUGAUACCAGACAAGAUAAGAUUCAUCAGAAUUGUCGGAAAACAGACUCGAAAACCAGUGUAAAUGGAAAGGUGAAUUGUGAGACAAAUGGACCAUCUUGUGAGCAGUGUGAGAAUAAAGAGAGGAUAAUUAAGAAAGACGAAGAAAGAGAACAAGAAGAAACUGAAGUAAAAAAGAAUUCUAAGGUGAAUUUUACCCUCCACUUUUCUGAUGAAAAGUUUAUAAAUACAUUUGUUGAUAAUACAGUUGAAGAUGAUUUUAUGUGCAGUCCCAUUGAAGUUGUAGACAGUGUGCUAGAGUGCUGCAAGAGAAGGGAAACUACUGAAGACCUGCCUUAUUUCUCAUGCAGCCCUGAAAUGGAUGCAAGUGGUGGUGGCCCAGACUCUGGCCUUGACACAAGUUCUACGGGAUGUUUACCCGCAGGCGGUUUCAGUAGUCCUCGAGAGCACACAGUGUCAGAGACCUCCGGAGUUGAUCUCACAGAAGCAGCCAUCGGAGAAGAUAUGCCUCAUGAUGGUGAUGAUGGCGGGUUAGUUGCUCGACCUGUAAAGUCGUCUGCAUCGUCUUCUGUGUCCUCAGAAGCUGGUACAUGGGACAGUACUUUCCCUCCUUCAAAUAGUGACACUGGUCAGGAGCAGAAUACCGAAGAUAAGACUAACACAGACUCCGUGAAGACUUUACCAGCUAAUAGAAAACAAGACAGUGAGUAUUGGAAUGAUGAGAAAGACGUAGAUGGGGAGGCUGUAAUAAAGCGUGAAAAGAGUGACAAUGGUUUUAGCAGCCACGUUUCAGCUCCAGUUCAGGAAAAGCCCUGCAUAUCACAACAAACAAAUAAUGUUAAUAGUGACUUGCCAAUUCCUGUUACAUCAGUCACUAAUAUUUCAUUGCAAACAAAAAGUGAAGAAAAUUUAGGAAACUCAAGUGAGCUUCCAAAAACUAAAAUUUCAGGGUCAGCUGUAGUGAAUAAGAAGCAAAAUGAUAUUUGUGAUAAAUAUUCAGAAAUGCAUGAUAGUGACAAAACAGAAAAACAUGAGGAUAGGGAAAUAAAAGAAGAUACCAACAAGAUUGCCCCUGAAGAUGAGGCUUCUGAUACAGAGGGAAAGUUGAAGGAUGAAUUUGGAACUAAUUAUGUUGAAACAAAAUUCAUACCUGGUUUGUACAGCUCUUAUAAUGAAAGAUGCAAUGACUGGUGGCUAGAGCCAUCACCACACAGUUCAUUGGGUUCACAGAAUUAUUUCAUAGAUGCUGCUAGUUUAGUAGAUGAUAGUGAAGUUAGUUUACCUCCCUUUCAGAUGAGUAAAUCAGAUCAAGUUGUGAAAGAUACCAAAGAGAAUGAACUACCUGUAAUGGAUACAGUAACAGCAACACCUCAUACUUCACCUGUAAGUGAACGUAGCAAACUCUCUAGUAUCGCUGCACCUGAAAUAGACAUUGUUAGCAGUACAGCUCCUCCUGUCUCACAAGUUUUAAGUGCUGUCAAAAUAAAACAACAAAAUUUAUUAGAGUCAGAUCUGAACGUUGUUAAUACGGAUGAGGAGGUUGUUGAUAGACCAAAUGAACAUCUGAAAGGUGCUCCUGAACUCGCCCAGCCUAAGUAUACACAUUUAAAACCCAGUGCUACGAGACUUGAUGGGCAAGAUAGUUAUGCUGAGUUUGAGAAGGAAUUGAAGUUGUCAGAAUCCUUUGCACCACAGAUUGCUUUACAAAAACUGCACAGAGAAGGAAUGAGGAGAAGAUGGGAUUCUUGUUCGGAGGAAAUGUUAGGUGGCAGUUCUAGGCAGUUUGACACGGUUGAUGCCUUGGCAGAGGUUUGCAAGAGUGAUUUGAAUAUUAUACACACAGUUUCAAUAGAGGAUAAUAAGGAAAAAGAUGAACUGGGGCAUGCAAUUUCUUCUUCUGUGCAGAAAGUUGUUAAAUUGGAGAGGGAGUCUCAAGCCAAAGAUUCGUCUUGUGAGAACUCAUUUUCAAAUGUUGAACCUGCAACUGAAGCAGCAGUAGAUUUGGAGUCUGAAUUUGACAGACAGAAACAGUGUAGUUAUAUUUCUUGGGAAGGAGAUAGCUUUAAACAAGAAAUUUACCAUGCAACAAAUGAAAAAAAUGAUGAGUCUGUGCGUAAUGCAAAUUUGCAUGAAAACCCUGAUGCAAAGCACGAGGGUAAUUGUACUGGCACUGAGCAAGUAGAUGGUGGUAAUGUAACUGUGGCCGCGGAUGACAAAAGUAAUACUUCAACAGAAGCAGAACCACGACCAAGUUUGAUAAGAAGAAAUACAUUUGAACUUGAUACAGAUGAUGAACAUUUGGCUAUUUUGCGCCAGGAAUAUGAGCGAAGACAAGGAAAUCUGGUAUUUCAAAGUCACAUACCUCAAUUCUCUGGCCACAUUACAGGAAAUGAAGGCUUUCGUGAUGCUCAGAGCUUAAUCAUGGUUGGCUCAGAUUUAACAGCAGAAGGGAUUAUGACAGAAUAUAUGCAUGGCUCUCAUAUUUCAGCUCCUAGCUCCUUGUUACUUGAUUCAUCUAAGUUAAUUGCAAAUAUUGACCACACUUUGAAUGUCGCAGUUCCUGCUGCUUUAUCUGGUACUACUGUAGGGACUGUUGCAAAUCCUUCUACCCGUAUUCACACAGGAGAGGUGAAGGAAUUAAGUGAGAUGAGGGAGUAUACACUUACAGAUGGCUUAAAAAUAGAACCAUACUCAGAAGUGCCUGUUAUUGAGUUAGGUGUUUCUGAGGAUGCAAUGUCUCUUUACACAAAUGAGUAUAAAAAGUAUUGUGAGUCAAUGCCACCUCAGAAGCAGGAAUUUUUGAAUUCAAAUGGGUUGACUACUGAUUUGGCUGCAUUAUCUGAGACUGAUAAAGACUCACAAAAAUAUGCUGCUAUUAAUUAUGAUAGCAAUUCAAAACCUGUUGUUUCUGGUGCAUUAACAUUCAGUGAUAUUGUUGAGGAAAAGAAACCGUGGGAUAGCCCAAAGAAACAGAAACGCACAGAGUCAACCCCUAUAAUUUCUGGAGGUGUUUCAACAGUAGAUUUUUCUGUGAAACCGAGAAAGAUAAAUGACAGCCCUGUCUUAUCCCGUAGAAGAAAUGAAUUGGCUCCUAUUCUUUCUGGUGCUGCCCCAGCAUUACCAGAGACAAAUGUAGAUACGAUUGAUGCCCAGGCUCCCAAAAACGUAUCUGCAAAGUCAGCCUGGGUAGUGGAUAUGAGUGACUGUGCAGUAACUGUUGCAAAAAAGCCACCUUUAGACUCCAGAAGGCGUCGCAAGAGUGAUAUUGCUAUGGCACCUUCAAAAAAUCUAACUGAUUCUGUAGAACAAGAUCAAAGUGUUGAAAACAAAGAAGCAACUAAUGGUUAUGUUGUUGAAUUAAAAGAAUCAGCAUCACAAGGACAUGGUCUAAAUUUGAAGAGUAGUGAAGUGCUUCCGAAGGAAAACAAAAUUCAGAAAAGUGCAUCUGCAUCAUCAGUGAAGAGUUGUGGUUUAGGAUAUUUUGUUGACUUGUCUGAACCAAAGACUGGAAAGUCUGAGAGGAAGGUACCCAGUAAUACAGAAGUAAAAGUUCGUUCCUUAAAAUCAAAUGCUCAGGAGGGCAAGUCGUGUGGAUAUUUUGUUGGCUUAGGAAAGGAAGAACUGAGUCAAAAGAAAGGAAUUAAUAGCAUUGUAAAACAGCAUUCUGCAGAUGAAAUUAAAGAUGUUUCAAGUGAGAAAAAAAAUCUUAUGUUCUCAAUGUUCAUUGACAUUAGUGCUCCAAAACAAGAAACUCAUCCAGACAUGAAUGGAACAGAUGAAAAAGAGCUCUCCCCUUCUUCUCCAAAGAGAAAAACUGUACAGUCUAUAAAAACUGAGGGUCCUUCAAAAUCAGGUAAACAAAACCGAAUUGCUGGAACGACUUUUGAUGUAGCUGAUGAAAAGCAACACUCUUCGAAAGGAACGUACAUGUAUAUAGAUGCCAGCAAUCCUUCAUCUGUAACAGAGCAUGCUGCUUCAGCCAUUGACAGAACAGUUAAGGAAAUGCCUGAGAAAAAACAGGCAGUAUUUAUGUUCAUAGAAUCUGAUUCCCCUGUCACAAGACGCAAGACAUUGCCCUCUGGUCUGAGGCCAACCUUCAAUCGCCAUUCUUGGAACCCAGAAACUGAAGAAAGGGCUGUUUCUCGGAAACAACAUAAGCGUGCACACAGUCUAUCUGUUGAUAGGAGCUCUCUCUCAACCAGCAGCGAAGAAAAAUCUUCUAGUGCCUCUUCAUUAUCAAAAAGUCGAUUCCAAAGCAGCAGCCAGUCUCUUAGUGAAGAUGGCCAUAUUGUUAAGCAAAUGUCCUCAUCUUGUCAUGGCCGUCUGAUGUCAAAGACUUAUGAGAAAUACGUGAAGCGUUCAUUGAGUUCUGAAGGGAAUUCUGAAAGUGAAAUUAAUACAAUAGCAGAAGAAAAAAAUUACAGUGAGAAAGUGCAACAGAAAAGCUCAGAAGCAUUGUUUAUAGCACUCGAAGAGACAGAUAUGAAGGACUCUGACUCACCAGUAGCUACAGACAGGUCAGAUCAAAACAAGGGUUCAUCAGUUGUUGAUAAUAAAGUUUACAGACAGCGUCGUUUGGCAAAGGGAGAGAGUGAACACACUGUUCUGGAGAAAAAUGUUUCCAGUAGCUCACAUGGCUCUGACGUUGAAUGCUCUUCUGGAAGUGGUGACAAGAGAUUACCAAAAAAAUUGCUGGAUCAGGAAUGUCAUUUACAAACAGGGAAGGAGCAGGAGCUUACUUCAGAGUCAUCUAACAGAACUUCCACUGUGGAGGUCACGAAAGAUGGGAAUGCUGCAGAAGUCGAAUUUCGGGAGUCUGAAGCAAAAUCGGCCGUUAGUGGAAGCUUUGUGAAACUUUCAGAUCUGGACAGAGAGCCAGAAACAAAACCAGAUUCAUGCAGUGUAGAUCCUCUGCCUUCAUUUAGUAGUACUGGCAGAAUGACACGCAGCAUUCCAGAAACAUCUUGGAUUGAGAAUAAGCUAUUGAUGACUCGCUCUAUUGGUAGCGGGGCAACAAGCAAAUCGUUAGGUAGACUUUUUCCACACCUUCAUUCAACAGCUGCUUCCAGUUCUUCACCCAAGACUGGGCACAGCAAGUCUCCUUCUUCCGGGCAGCUUGAAGGCGAAGAUAAUGAAACACAAGUGUCUGAAACAUCUGACCUGAGCAGUAUGCAGAGCAGUAUGGGUCCUUCAGGAUUAGAGGGCAGCACUGAGGAAACUGAUGCAUCAUCUUCAUGUGCUGGUCGCAGUGCACCUGUGUCAAGAUUAGGGGAAGACUUAUUGAGGAUGUUCCUUGAAGAAAUAAAUCCAGAUGUUACUGUGGAAGUUGGAGGUAGACGGAUGAAGGCCCAUAAAUGCAUUUUGUCAUCUCGCUGCCAGUAUUUUGCUGCCAUGCUUAGUGGUGGAUGGGUUGAAAGUGCUGGCAAUGUUAUUUCAUUACAAGGAUUCUCAUAUAAUGCAGUCCAUUUUGCACUUUGCCACAUCUAUAGUGGAGCAAGCAACAUACCAGAUAGUAUUAGCAUAGUAGAGUUAGCAACAUUGGCUGACAUGCUUGGUCUGGAGGGCCUGAAAGAAGUAAUUAUGUAUACUUUGAAAGUAAAGUAUUGCCAUUUUUUUCACAAGCCAUGUUCUAUGUGUGCUGUUGGAGUACUGGAAUGCCUUCCUCUGGCUGCAGCAUAUGGAUUGGAUGAUAUUUACAGAAAAAGUUUAAAGUGGAUCACCAAACACUUUGUGAAAAUUUGGCCUACAAAAGGUUUUGCUACCUUACCAAGAGAAUUAAUAGAUAAAUGUUUCCAGCAGCAUGUUGUUCACAUGACAACUGACAAUGUUCUGGAGACUGUUACUUCCUGUGAUAAGUUAUUGGCCAUUAUUCCAAAUGUACGAUGGGCAGAGCCAGUAUUCAGUCUCGCAUCUCAGCUUUUGGAAGCCUGCAUAAAAUUUAUGGCCAGUCACUUCAGUGGGGUUUUGACAUCAGACAGCUUUCUGUCAUUGGCAAAAGAUUCAAGUUGGAACAUCAGCCAAUUGGAAGAUAGCCUUAUGGCUGCAACAGAUCGGUUACCACCAGACCAGGCAUGCCAAAGUUAUGCCCAUUUACAUCACAUACUGUGUGCUGCAAAGUCUUCAGAACCUCAGCCAGAGGUGCCGUGGAGUUCAUGCUUUUUGGAGCUGUUAGAACGAUUACAAAAAAGGGUGGAAGUCAGCCUGGUGCGGCAGGCCCCCCGUGCUGCCCGAAGCCCCUCUUGGUUACUAAUGGAACCUGAGCUGCAGCGUAGGAUUCAGGAAGCUGCUUGUCUCGUAUUGAUGCCAAGUGAUGAGACACACAGGUCACGUCAUGUCAGCCUUUCUGCGAGGCACAGCUCUACAAGCAGUUCAGGAUCACGCAGUCUGGACUUAAGACAGGUUAAAUUGGCUAUGACCCAGCAAGCUAGGCGAACUGCAUCAGGUGGAAGAGUCUCAGCCUUGCGUGCAGAUAGCAGUAAUACAUCACGCAAGCAGCAGCAGCAGCAGCAACAACAACAACAACAACACCAACAGCAGCAGCAGCAGCAGCUGCAGCAGAUGCCUGGGCAGCAGUCACAUCAGCAGCGACAGCAUCCAUCGGGUUCUGUUGCACAUAAAAAUGGAGAAGUUAAAACGCAAGAGAGUAAACAAAAGCUUCCGAAGCAAAAGAAUAAGAGUACUUCCUGUGCUGCUACACCCGAAAAACUGACUGCUACGACUCGUCGACCAGGAAGAACAAUAUCUUCCUCUGACUCGUCAAGGACUUCUUCACCAGCUAUGCGAAGGUCUGCACCUGGAAGUGACAGUUCAGGAAAGAGUCGAACAUUCACUACAGGAAGUGUUUCAAGAGGAGUUAGUGGGACAUCGCCAGGAAGGGAUGCUAAAGGUAGGAGAAAAAAGGAUGGGGAAUUCAGCAUGUCAGCAGACUCUCUUAGUGAAUUGGCAACUAACUGUGCUAAAGUUCAGUUAAAGGAAACAAAUGAUAUUACAAAGAGUAAGAGCCGAUGUUCUGUGCCUGCAGAAACAAUACUUGUUAAAAAAAGGGUUGGUGAUGAAAUAACAAUAUCCACUGAUUCACUUUCUGAAUCUGCAGCUGUACCAGAAAGGCUAAAAAGACAAGAAACAACCAGUCAAAGUGCUCCAAAUGCCACACGUCCUGACACACCAAAAGAGCGAAGACAUCAUACUCUGGGAAGGAUUGGUACAGAUAUCACUAUGUCAACAGAUUCACUAGCCACAGCAGAAUCAUUUGCUGUGGAUAAUGUCCCAAGCAAAACAGAGAAUGGAAAAACAGUACCCAAAUCACCAACAUCAACUUCCCAAGCUGUUUCUUCAAAGCACGAUCUUAACAGAACACCCACAGCAAAAGGACUGAAGGCAGGUUCCACUAGAAUGGAGAACCAGCAGUCACCAUUGCCUGCUAUCAGAAAGCUAACAAAUAGACAAACCGUUUUGUCUCCUAGAGAUUCCCCAACUGCACGUCUGAGAUCUGGAGCAACUUCUUCACCUUACAGUAGUUCCCCUUCAUUAAGAAGGAAUGUGCUGAUUUCAUCGAGACCAUCACCUGACAAUGUUUCAUCCAUAAAUAAUAAUAGCAAGAAUGCUGCUCCCACAAAGGGAGUUGUACAAUUGAAAUCAGAAAGGAGCUCAAUUAAAGCAAAUGCUUCUUCAUCCCCAACCAUGGUUUCAUCAAAUAGACGCACUCCUCCUAGACUGCAAGGAAAAAAUCAGUUGUCAAGUCCAGCUAAGGUGAGUUCUGAAAAUAAGACCUCUGGCACACGUAGUGCUUUGCGGGAAGCAGGAGGCACAUUCACUCUAUCGAAGACCGUAAUUAAUGUGAAUAAGGUGAACAAUAAUGCUUUAAAGAAAACUGUGAAUGGCGUUCUCAGUAGAAGUAAAUGUGUGCCUGAGGCUGUCACUCAGACAAAGACUAAAGUUGAGACUAAAAAAGGAGGCCCACUUGAAGAUAAGCCUCCCUCUGUUGGUUCUAGAUCUGGUACAUUUCUGAAAGAUGAACCAACUAUAUUGAAAAAACCAGAUGUGGACAAUGUUCAAGAAUGAUUAUUUCAGUUAAGCCAUUUCAGUUUUAAAAUGGUACGUAUGUACCACAAGAGUUUUAAUUGUGAUGGGUAGUUGCAAUGGUUUGUACAAAUGUGUAAUUUAGGUAGCAUCUAAAUAAGCUGCAUUUAAUGAUGUAAUUUUGUUCUGGUGUCAAAUACUUGAACCAAAUCUCGGUGUUAAAAAUCUAUUUUGGAAGUGAAGGGACUGUCAGCUUCAUGAAGCCUUCUCUUUUUAUACUGCGGUGCUAGGAAGUGAAUUUGAAUUGUCACAUGAAUACUGUUGUUUGUUUCUCUCUCUUGCUUAUGAUCUCAAUUCUGUAAUGAAUAUUUUGCAUUUAGUUGCAUAAAUUUUAUAUGAAAUUUAUCAUUUUAACUAGUGUGCAGACAGUAGAACUUAAAUUCAAUUAUAAUUUCACCUUCUGUUUAUUAACAAUUUGUAAAUAAUAUUUAAAGUUGCAUUUGUAGUCAGAACAUUAGAUAUUCUGUCUCUGUGUUACGUCAGUGAGAUUUAUUGUACCUGUUUCCUCGAGUGUUAAAAAAUGUCUGUAGGUGAAUGUGCAAUUAUUACUAGUCAUUUAAAUGCCAUCUAAGGCGUGUAAAUAAUAUAUGUGCUCGCUGCUUCAUAUUUAAAUGUGUCUCUGUAUGUAUAUAAAUCAGUGAGAAAAUAUUUAAAAGAAUAAUAUAUUGACAGCAUUGAGAGUAUUUGUUUCUUAGCUGGUGUAAACAUAACUGUUGUCAAUGUUGUAUACUCAUUUUCAUAUUUUAGAGAAAACUGUUGAUAACUCUCUGAAACUUAAAUGAUGGUAGUUGCAAGUGCUUGUUCUCAAUUAAAUCUGUUAAUAUCUUGGAAACUGAGUUUGUAUUGAAGCGUAGAUAUGAAUGAAACAGGAAUUUCUUGCACAAGCUCUCAGUUUAAUGAUUAUUUUAAAUGAGCUCAGAAACACUAUGUUGUUGAAAUUUUGAGACAGCUCUUUAAAAAAGUCUGAGAAUGACUGAUGUCACUUGCAGUACAAAUUUGUUUUUCUAUAAAGAAAAAUAAAUUGCUUUUGGUUUUAAUUUAUUUACUCAAAUGGGUAACUGAAAUAUCAGCACCAGAUACCAAUAAAUAUUCUUUUGAAAUCUAAUCUUUGAAAAUGUUAUCAACUACCACAUACAUAGAAUAAUUAAUGUAAAGCAAGUCCUCCAAAAUUGCAUUGCGUGAGUAUGCAGCCAAUUGAGUUCUCUGUGAUAUCAUUCAUUUCUUCCCAUUUUAGGACUUGUAUCUCCCUUUCAUUAUUGUACAGUGAAGCUGUUGAAGCAUAAUACUACUAUGUAAGCAGCUUGUGUGUGAGAGUACUGUUACUACUGAAGUAUUUGAAAUAAUUUCUAUUGUUGGAAAACAUGGCUAGAUCUAAAUUUUUAGUCAUUAAGUGUAUGAGGUGUGUUUCAGUUAAAUGUUUCUUUAUAUGCUUCUCUUUGUAUUUGCCCUGGUAUUAUACCACCCAUCUGGUAUGUGGGGUUAGUGUCACACACUAAAUCAUUCAUUUUCUUCAUUCAGUGAGUGAGUGACAGUCACGUGUUCCAAAUACAUGAAGUUUGGUGAUGACUGCCGUACUCAUGUCUGCCAUUUUAUUUGAAUUAACACAAUACAGCUGCGUUUUUUCGAUAACAUACAGCUUUUGUUGGACAUAGAAAUUUAAGGCUUUUGAAUUGGAAGAAAGCUGUCUUGAUUGUGUUGUUUCUCCCCCCUCCCUCUCUCUUUUUCUUCAUUUCUUGUUAUUUUAUUUUUGUCAUUGUUUUGUUGGUGUGUUGACUAGGGAAAAAAUGCCAUAGAGUUUGGCUUGCACUGGUAAUUAAUGUUUUUUGUACAAAAUGCUAAAAGAAUCUGUGGAUACACAGCUUUAUCAUCCUACCUCUGCUCCUAGGUUGUGAUGAAAUAAUAAUCUACUAAAUUGGCAUAUGUAUUGAUGCCAUACAAUACAUAUUUUCAGACUCUGAGAUCUAAAAUCUUAAAAAUGAAGAUCACUGCUGAAGCUCUGUUUAUGCUACAUUUUGAAUCAAAAGAUUUAUUUUUGUAGAUGAUCCUUGUAUACAUCUUUUGUUUUGAGUGGGGUUCUUGCAUCUUUAACUUUCACAUAAUCCGGUACUUAUAUAUAAAAGGGAUAACAGAGAAGAGCUCCAUUCUAAUUACAUGACAUUUCUUAUUACAUUGUCUGCCAGUUUUUUUCCAAAGUUUUUUUGAUAACUGUAGCUUUGUCAUCCAUCUGUAGGUAGAUGUGUAUACAAAUUGUGUAUUUGGCAGCCAAUAACUGAUUUUAAUGAUUUUAUUAACCACAAGAAAAGUAAAAGAUAUCCAGCCUCUCAUUCUUUUGUAAACUUUCAGACAUUCUUCGAAUUUUAAAUCUGGAUGUUGGAAGUUCAAGGUAUGAAAUUUUAUAUUCAGCACUUAAGCUGUAAUAAAUUAUCUUCAUAAAUGGCACUUACUCUUUUGUAUGUGAUUACUACUGACUCGGGACACACUAAGAAGAUGGUAGAAAAAGCACAGUAUUCAGAGGAGCUGUUCAAUAUGGGAGUGUGUUUGUUUCUUGUUCUUCUUCUUAUGUUCAUUCUGCUCUAUGACCUUUGCCUUCCACAGUGUCCCUAAUUCAUAUUUUAUUGUGCACUGGGAGUACACUUUUCUGUGUAUUUAUUGAAAUAAAACAUAGGCAUUGGAUGUUUAUUGGUAGAUGAAUACACACUUUGGGUAUGUGAAACUCAUUGCUCUCUCUCUUUUGACAGUAAAUUUAUCCACAGUUUGUAACUACCAUUACUGUAAAAUUGUUUGUUGUAAAAGAAUAUUAGAGAGACUUUGUAAAAUUCCAAUGUUUAACAAGUCUAGAAGUGCAUUGUUACCCAAAUUUUUACUAUUAUGUCUCCCUCACUUUCUGCGCAUUUAUGGAGUAGACCAGAUUCAGCAUGUGAAACUCUUACUAUCCAUGUCAUACCUGUUAUUGUGAUACAAAAAGUUCAGAAGUUGUUCCAUUACAGAGGGUACAAAAAAUUUUAAAUAUUGUCUUAAAGAAAGGAAGCUCAAGGUUUUCUCUCUUCCUCUUAGGUUUUUCUGAUGGUUGUCAGAUUCCAUAAAUAUUAUGUUAGAGGGAGGGAAGACAGAGGGAGACAUAUUCCACAGCUGUGUUAUGAUACUUAAUAAUUGGUUGUAGAGCUUGCUCCAUUUGGAGUGUGUAUGUGCAAUUGACAUUUUUUCUGUAGUUCAGGUUUUCUUUCAAUGCCCUUAUCUAACAGUAACUAGCACAGCGUGCAGUAUUUGUAGUAAUUAAUGUUUCUGUGUACCAGCUUCCACAUGAAUUACUUUCUUACAUCAUCUGUGGUGAUAUUCUAUCCUUAUUUAAAAUUCGUUUGUACUUUCAUUAGAAAUUAUGAUCAGUUUUCGUUCCUGCCCAUAUCCCCUUUUCCUUCUCGUUGUGACUGAAAUACAUGGAAACUGAUGCUGCAUAGUCCAUGAGUAGAAUUAUUGAAAAGUCUCACUACAGUUUAUUUUCAUAAUAAAGCACCUCAACAACAACAGUGAAUAUCUCAUUAUAAUGAAAUCAUAAGUGCACUAUGAAUACAUUACUCCUGCAUGUGGAUGUUUUAGUAUGCCCAAGAAGGGACUUUAGUCAUGAAGAAAUAGCCCCAACAGUCAUGUUGCCAAUGUUUAUUGGAAAACAAUUUCUGAAAGAAGAGCCCCAGGCAAAUGGAAACUCCUGCUUUUGAUAGGAAGUAUUGUUAUGCCAUAGGUGAUGUACGUAUCUUGUGAGGCACAAAAUACAAGAACUGUACAAUGAUACAGUUAGAAAUAAAUGUGGGGAUAAUCUUUUAACUGGCAAGAAAUCCUCUAAAAACAGGGUAGACAUUUUCAUUUGUGGUGUAUGUCAGUAUGCAAAUGAACUAUGAUUUAUAAAAUGGUAUUAUGAAAUUAAAAUGCCAAUUAAUAUUUGUUACAGGGUUCGUUGUCAGAUUUAACCAAUUUUAGUGCCAUUGAUAUGAUGUUACUAUGUAAAAGAAAAUAACUUUGUGAAUUUAUCUUGCAGUGUUUGCUAUAUGUUUUUAGACAGGACAUUGAGGGGCAGCUUGUUGAAAGACCUUUUAUUAUUAUUAUUUUUUUAAUUUU